Trichosurus vulpecula (common brushtail) is the source of this 3954-nucleotide messenger RNA. RefSeq names its product long-chain-fatty-acid--CoA ligase 1-like. NCBI's taxonomy places the organism in Eukaryota, Metazoa, Chordata, Mammalia, Diprotodontia, Phalangeridae. Gene Ontology annotation, molecular function: arachidonate-CoA ligase activity. Gene Ontology annotation, cellular component: membrane; endoplasmic reticulum. Gene Ontology annotation, biological process: long-chain fatty-acyl-CoA biosynthetic process; very long-chain fatty acid metabolic process; long-chain fatty acid metabolic process. The transcript is spliced from 21 exons. The record is from RefSeq and is a predicted model, not a curated record. Bases 130 to 2226 code for a protein of 698 amino acids.
UGUCUGCCCUUUAAAUAGGAUCCAGCCUGGGGAUGCUGCAGGCAGUAACAAACUGUGCUCUCUGCUGGCGGGGCGGGCUCGGCCUGGGGACAACGAGAAUCUGGCCUAAGGGACAACCACAACGGGACAAUGCAGGCACAGGAAUUAUUUCGAUACUUUCAAAUGCCGGAAUUUGGAGACUUCCAUGAAUAUGUGCGCACUAUCCCAACAAACACGUUGAUAGGCUUUGGCGCUUUUGCUGCACUCACGACUUUCUGGUAUGCUACAAGACCCAAGGCUCUGAUACCCCCGUGUGACCUCUCCAUGCAGUCGGUGGAAGUGGAGGGGACUGAUGGUGCAAGGAGAUCCGCUAUGCUGGACAGUGAUGAGCCAUUGUUGUUUCUCUAUGAUGAUGUAACAACACUGUAUGAAACCUUCCAGAGGGGUGUACAGGUGUCAAAUAAUGGCCCUUGUUUAGGCUCUCGGAAACCCAAUCAACCAUAUGAGUGGAUCUCGUAUAAAGAGGUUGCAGACAAGGCCGAAUGUGUGGGCUCAGCACUGCUCCAGAAGGGUUACAAGGCAUCACCAGAUCAAUAUUUUGGCAUCUUUUCUCAAAAUAGACCUGAGUGGGUGAUUAUCCAACAAGGUUGCUAUGCCUACUCGAUGGUAGUGGUCCCUCUUUAUGAUACUCUUGGAAAUGAAGCAAUCAUAUACAUAAUUAACAAAGCUGAACUGUCUUUGGUUUUUGUGGAUAAGCCAGAGAAAGCCAACCUCAUGUUAGACUCUGUAGAAAACAAGCUAACCCCAGGUCUCAAAACCAUAAUCAUCAUGGAUCCCUUUGAUAGUGAUGUCGUGGAACGAGGCAAGAAAUGUGGGGUGGAAAUAAUGAGCAUGAAAGCAUUCGAGGACCUGGGAAGAGCUAACAGGAGGAAGCCAAAGCCUCCGUCGCCUGGUGACCUUGCCGUGAUUUGUUUCACCAGUGGGACAACAGGAGAUCCCAAAGGCGCAUUGAUCACUCAUGAAAAUAUAGUGAGCAACUGUUCAGCUGUUGUGAAAGUGGCAGAGAAAGCACUUCAUUUGAACUCCAGUGACUCACAUAUUUCAUAUUUACCACUCGCUCACAUGUAUGAGCAGUUAACGCUGAGUGUAAUAUUCUUUCAUGGAGCUAAAAUUGGAUUCUUCCAAGGAGAUAUCCGGUUACUUAUGGAUGACCUCAAGACGCUGCAGCCCACCAUCUUUCCUGCGGUUCCAAGACUGCUGAACCGCAUUUUUGACAGAAUUUUUGGACAGGCCAAUACAACAAUGAAACGGUGGAUCUUGGACUUUGCUUUCAAGAGGAAAGAGGCAGAACUCCGAAGUGGUAUAAUUAGAAACAACAGCCUGUGGGAUAAAAUUAUUUUCAACAAAAUUCAGGCAAGUCUUGGAGGGAAAGUAAGGUUUAUGGUCACUGGAGCGGCCCCUGUAUCAGCAACUGUUCUGACUUUUCUGAGAGCAGCACUUGGAUGUCAGUUCUACGAAGGCUAUGGACAAACAGAAUGCACAGCUGGAUGUUCCUUGACGGUACCAGGAGACUGGACAGCUGGCCACGUUGGUGCUCCAAUUCCUUCCAAUCUUGUAAAACUUGUCGACGUAGAAGAAAUGAAUUACUUGGCUGCCAAGGGAGAAGGUGAGAUAUGUGUGAAAGGGCCAAAUGUAUUUAAGGGCUAUUUGAAGGACCCAGCAAAAACAGCAGAAGCUCUGGAUAAAGAUGGCUGGCUGCACACAGGAGAUAUUGGAAAAUGGUUACCAAAUGGUACCUUGAAGAUCAUUGACAGGAAAAAACAUAUUUUCAAACUGGCACAAGGAGAAUACAUCGCGCCUGAAAAAAUUGAAAAUAUCUACCUGCGAAGUGAGCCAGUUGCUCAGGUGUUUGUACAUGGGGAAAGCUUACAGGCAUUCCUCGUAGCUAUAGUGGUACCAGAUGUGGAGACACUGACUUCCUGGGCCAAAAAGAAGGGCUUCAGCGGAUCCCAUGCAGACUUGUGCAAGAAUAAGGAUGUUAAAAAAAUGAUCCUAGAAGACAUGGUGAGGCUCGGGAAAGAGGCGGGUCUGAAGACUUUUGAGCAGGUCAAAGGCAUUGCUCUCCACUUGGAAUUAUUUAGCGUGGAGAACGGCCUUCUGACUCCGACCCUGAAAACAAAGAGACCGGAGCUCCGGAAAUACUUCAGGUCGCAGAUUGAUGAACUCUAUUCUACAAUUAAGAUUUAAUCUUGAACUCAAAAUUAUAUAGAACCAAGUGUUGUAAACUAAAAAUAAAAAAAUUAAAUUAGAAAAAUCAAAUUAAAUUAAAAAAUUAAAUUAAAAAAAAGAUUUAAUCUUGAGGAAGAUAGCUUGGAGAAAACAAAACCGCACACCUCCAAAAGAUCCGCUUCUACUGUUGGCCUUCAUAUCGGUAAUUUUGACUACAAGAAACAUAGGGAAGGAGGCUUGCUUGGACAGGGUUCUUUCCAUAGGAAUUUUGAAGGAAAACAGAACACUGCCUUACUGUCACCUUGUGUUGCUGACCAUUUUGUGGUGAUAUACAAUUUCCAAAAUGAGCCUUAAAUUGUAAAGGGCAACUGUGUACCUGGUAAGUUAUUUGGGACUCCUCAGGCCAAAGGUUGGGUGUUGACUCUUCUCUCCUGAUCCUAGCUAAGGAACUAGGGCUUCCCAGUUUCUGAGAGGUCACAUGUUUGAUACAUUCUCUGCAGUUGUCUACUCCCAAGGGUACAUGGCACACUGGAGGAAAAGAAUCCUUUUAACGGUGACAGAACACACACACACACACACACACACACACACACACACACACACACAUACAUACACACACACAGACACCCACAGGAGUGGGGUACACCAUAAUUCAUCCAAAUACUAUUUAAGCCCUCUUUUCUUACCCUUCUUUGAAUGAGGGUUGCGAAGCUUUCUCUCCCUUCUGCCCUACCCCCAGGGCCACCCCAACCCAGAAAAGAAAGAAAUGUCUGAACUUUACUCUUUUAACCUUAAGGUUCACUGUAAAUCAGGACAAAUACAACUGAGCAGAUUUGGGGUCACGUAUGAAUGUCCCACAGAGUGUGGACUCUAACGCAAAGCAGAAUGCUACCAAUGAGUGCUUUCCAGAUCUCUCUCCUUCCCAUCCCUCCCUGAAGUAACAAAGCUGCCUUAGAGUCGACCGUGAAGAUGAGAAUUUCAAGGAUACGUACACCAUCUAAGCAGGAUCAGCCAAGCUCAGCGAUGAUGACCUGAAAACCGUACACCUUAUCUCUACACUGCACUAGCCACAAUUUCUGUAUAAUGGUCAACGGGUUUUUAAUGUAGUUUUCAUAUCAGAAUAUCAUGCCGUGAUUAAUGCUUCUUCUGUUUCCCAGAAUAAACUGUCUCGUACCAAACAUAUCACUUCAAAGGAUAGAGGGAGAGGAUAUACUUCAAUACUUUUUUGUUGAAAUGGAGGGUAGUAACGGACAGGAAUGGGCCCAUCUCAGAAGUCUACCGAUGAUUUCUACAAAAUGCUUUCAACAAGCCAGAACAAAUGCUAACUAAUAGGGGAAUGUGUAGAUCUGGGGGCAAAAAGCAAUUCUUCCUAGGAGUUAACUCCUGAGGGGCUUUUAGUCUAAUUGGGGACAUGGACAACAUUUCAAUUUUUACGGGUCUUGGCCAUAUUUGAAUGAAUUAAGUUGUCAUUUAAAAUGAUUCUGUUUUUUGGAUACAUGGGGUUAUAUGUAAUAUUGAAGCACAACAAGGUUUUCAUUAAAGAGAUGUCAUUGUAAUAACACUAUUUGGUAGCCUAACUUCAUAAUGUGUGCUCUUAAUUGCACAAAUAUUGACAAAAGUCGGUAAUUUGUCACAUUGGAGUUUUGAAUGUUUGCUUUCAGUGUUGGCUAUUUCUAUGUUUUAUAAACCAAAAGAGAAUUUCCAAAAAAUAAUGAAGGAAACCAAAAUAAAUAUUUCUGCAUUUCA